Molecule: messenger RNA, 4314 nt
Organism: Danaus chrysippus (African queen)
Lineage: Eukaryota; Metazoa; Arthropoda; Insecta; Lepidoptera; Nymphalidae
Source: the annotation of a GenBank genome assembly
AUGAUACGUUUCUAUGAGACGUUAAAAGCUCGAUUCGAUUGCAUCCUACUCCAAGGUACCGUAGUUAUGAAUCCGGUAUAUUUUAUUGGGGUAGAUGUUGGAUCGGGGAGUGUACGUGCUGCGUUAGUUGAUCCGACAGGACGUGUCAUCAAAUUAGCCGCCAAAAAUUUGAAAACGUGGAGGCCAAAAGUCGAUUAUUAUGAACAAUCUUCGAAUGAUAUAUGGGAAUGUUGUGAAAAUGUAAUCAAGAUUAUGACUAAAGACAUUAAUAAAGAAUUUAUAAAAGGUAUUGGAUUUGAUGCUACAUGUUCUCUUGUUGUCUUGGAUAAUAAUGGGAAUCCAAAGGCUGUCAGCAACUCUAACAAUGAUGACCAGAAUAUCAUUAUGUGGAUGGAUCAUCGGGCGCAAGAAGAAGCUGAUAUUAUCAACAAAACUGGCCAUUAUAUCUUGAACUAUGUUGGUGGAAAAGUUAGUUUGGAAAUGGAAAUGCCUAAGCUACUUUGGUUAAAGAGACAUAUGUCUAAGUCUUGGCCUGAAUAUGGUUACUUUUUUGAUCUCCCAGAUUUUCUGACUUGGAAGGCGACUGGUGCCACAACAAGGUCUCUAUGUUCAUUGGUAUGUAAGUGGAAUUAUGAAUAUUCAACAGACGGUAAACAGGGUUGGAAUGUUGAUUUCCUAAAAUCUAUUGGUCUAGAUGAUCUGCUUGAGGAUAAUUUUAAAAAGAUUGGCAGUAAGGUGUUAAUGCCAGGAGAUUAUUGUGGAGGUCUAAGAGAAGAAGUUGCAGAAAAAUUGGGUCUUUUAGCUGGUACACCAGUCGCCACAUCAAUUAUUGAUGCUCAUGCCGGGGGUCUUGGUAUGAUUGGUACAAAGGGAGAGAAUAUCGACCAGCAGAUGUCCACCAGGUUAGGGUUAAUUUGUGGUACCUCUACCUGCCAUAUGGCUGUUAAUAUGAACCCUAUAAGUGUUCAAGGAAUAUGGGGUCCUUACUUUAGCGCUAUGGUACCUGACAUGUGGUUAAAUGAAGCAGGUCAAAGUGCAUCGGGCAUGCUAUUAGAUCAUGUAAUUUCAAGCCAUCCUAUGGGAGGAAAUCUCUUGAAGAAUUUGAAUACUGGAGAUGUAAGAAAGUAUUUGAGAGAGCUGUUAAUAAAAAUGGCAGAAAGUAAAGGCCUUGCGGAUGUUAGUUUACUGACCAAAGAUUUCCAUAUCUGGCCAGAUUUCCAUGGGAAUCGUUCUCCUUUAGCGGAUCCUACUAUGAAGGGCAUAAUAGUUGGAUUAACUAUUGAUAACAGUGAAGAAAACUUGGCUCUUCUUUAUUUAGCUACAUUACAAGCCCUAUCUUAUGGCACCAGGCAUAUUAUAGAUGUUCUAGUAAUGUCUGGUUAUUCACAAUUCAAGUCUUUGCCGAUAUGUGGAGGAAUUACCAAAGAUCCACUGUUCGUACAAAUCCAGGCUGAUUCUGUAGGACUGCCUGUUCUAUUGCCCCAUGAGAAGGAAUCUGUACUUGUUGGAUCAGCUAUUUUAGGUGCAUGUGUUUCUAAGCAUUUUAGUGAUAUCAAGAUGUCUAAGAGAAUUGCAGAAGAGAGUGGAAAUGGCAGCAGCCAACCACCGAUUAAGAAGGUUCAUUUCGAACCACACCUUAUUGGCCCUGUGUCUACCCUUGAAGAAAUGGACAUUAAAGUCCUUCAAUUCCAGAACAAAAAGUUAGCACAGAGGAUUGAACAAAGACACAGGUGUGAAGCAGAACUGAGAGCAAGGAUUGAGCAGUUAGAAAAACGACAGACCCAAGAUGAUGCAGUAUUGUGUGUCGUCAACCGUUACUGGAAUUUACUUAAUGAGGAUAUUAGAGUAUUAUUGCAGAGAUUCGAUGCAGAGACUGCUGAUGAAUCUGAAAAUAAAAAUGAGAAUGAAGCUACCACUUCAUUUCUUAUGCAAUUGUCCACUUGGGAUAAAGAAGAGUUGGAUGCACAAUUGGCCAAUAGAGUACAAGUAAGCAAACGAGCUGUGGCUAAGGUUUUACAAGCUUUUGAUAGACUGCAGCAGAGAAAUGAUAAAAUAUGGAGAGCUAUCAAAGGGGAGAGUGAGGAGAGUGCACCAGCGCCAUCCCUGGAUGAAGUUAUCCGAGCAACAAAUGAGGAAGUUACAGUGGAGAAUCGUCGUUUACAAGCAUUGUGCACAACACUGCAUGAAAGCCAUCAUGCUAUGACUUUACGAGUGGCGCAGUUACAAGAUGCAGUUAAUAGUAGGGACACGGAGAAUGCUGAGCUCAAGAAUCAAAUUGACGAUCUUCAAUAUGAGCUGAUGAAGGUUCGUUCACGCAAUGAUAAGUUAGAAAAUCAUUUAGCUGAGGCUAUAGAGAAGUUGAAGAGUUAUCACCAGUCUGGUACGAGUGUGAGUGCUAGUGUGGCCGCGCCGUGCCCUCCACACUCGGCUGCCAGUGCGAAAUUGGAGGACGUGGCUGCAGAGCUUGAAGAGCAACGAGAAUUGGCCAACAAUAGACUGGCUGAGUUAGAUCGUCUGCAUAGACAACAUAGAGAUACUCUCAAGGAAUUGGAGAAGCUUAAGAUGGAUAUUCGCCAGUUGCCGGAGUCUGUUAUAGUAGAAACCACAGAGUACAAGUGUCUUCAAAGUCAGUUCUCAGUUCUUUACAACGAGUCCAUGCAAAUGAAGACCGCACUCGAUGAAACACGGCUUCAACUACAGAACGCGAAAAAUCUUCAUAUGAGGCAAAUUGAGAUGAUGGAGAGUGAAGAGCUUGCAAGGCAGAAGGCUUUAAGGGCUGAAAUGAUACAACUUGAAGAUGUGCUCGGUCAGCUGAGGAAAGAGUAUGAGAUGCUGAGAAUAGAGUUUGAACAGAAUCUAGCGGCUAAUGAGCAGACUGGUCCAAUUAAUAGAGAAAUGAGGCACCUCAUUACAUCACUACAGAAUCAUAACCAACAGUUGAAAGGAGAGGUUCAUAGGUAUAAAAGAAAAUAUAAGGACACUAGCCAGGAAUUAAAUAAGAUCCGCAAGGAGCUCGAAGAUGCUACCAGUCGUGUGGGCUCGGGACCUCAUCCCCCACCAGAGACAGAUGAGAAGCCUGUGGUUAAGAAAGAAGAACCGGAGCCGGAGGUCGCUCGUGGCGAUGAAGGUGGCAGUGGUGGGGAAAAUAAGAUGGUGGCUGCCACAGCUAAUAAAGAGCAUGGUAGAGCCAAGUUACAUGAACAAGAUUUACUUAUUAAGGACCUUAAACAACAGCUUAAAAAAGCAGUGAACGAGCAGAAGGAAUUGAAGCUGUUACUUGACAUGUAUAAGGGAGUUAGUAAAGAACAACGGGACAAGGUGCAGCUCAUGGCGGCUGAGAGGAAAGCCAGGAUGGAGUUAGAAGACCAUCGACAGAAAGCUAAGAUGGCGCAGGAAAGCAAACGCGAGAGGCGCGUCGCGGAUGAGGACGCACUUCGUAAGAUAAAACAGUUGGAGGAACAAAAGUACGAGCUACAGAAACAGUUAUCGUGCGCUAGACCUAACAAUGAUCCACUCAUGGCCUUCCCUAGACCAUUCGCUGGGUCACAGGAAGAAGAAGCUUUACUGAACGAGAUGGAGGUAACGGGACAAGCAUUUGAAGACAUGCAGGAACAGAAUUCCCGGCUCAUACAACAAUUACGAGAGAAGGAUGACGCUAAUUUCAAACUUAUGUCAGAAAGAAUAAAGGCCAAUUCACUGCAUAAGUUGCUCCGCGAAGAAAAACAGCUUUUACAAGAACAGGUAGUGACGAGGGACCAACAGAUAGAGUCGAUGGGGCUAGUGGCACGUCGGCUUGAAGAAAAAGAACGUCUGUUGCAGAACACUCUGUCAGCGGUGGAGAAGGAACUAUUAUUACGACAGCAGGCUAUGGAAAUGCAUAAAAGAAAGGCCAUAGAGUCUGCACAGUCAGCGGCUGAUCUUAAACUUCAUCUUGAAAAAUAUCACGCACAGAUGAAAGAAGCUCAACAGGUGGUCGCAGAGAAAACAAGCGCGCUUGAGGCGGAGGCUUAUAAAACAAAAAGAUUACAUGAGGAGCUAGCGGUGUUACGUCGCAAGGCCGAGCGUAUGAAGAAAAUGGAACAGGCGGGUAGUUCCAUGGACGAAGUUCUAUUAGAAGAAAUACGAGAGUACAAGGAAACUCUCACCUGUCCUUCAUGCAAGGUGAAACGAAAGGAUGCUGUGCUGUCGAAGUGCUUUCACGUCUUCUGCUGGGACUGUCUCCGCACUCGCUAUGAGACGCGUCAACGGAAAUGUCCAAAAUGCAACGCGGCCUUCGGGGCCAACGAUUACCACCGGCUUUAUCUUUCCACUUAA